AUGAUGGGAAAGAAGUUGGUGACUGCACAAAAGCGAGGGGAGACGAGAGCCCUCUGCCUGGGACUGGGAAUGGUUGCAUGCUCCAUGAUGAUGUACUUUUUUAUUGGGAUCACCAUUGUGCCAUUUUACACUAAGAGUGUUUGGACAACAGAAACUGUGUGCAAGGUACUCAAAGCCAACAUCAAGGACAAAGUUUUCUGCCCAAACAGUGAAGGCUCAGAGAAUGAGGAGAUCUUUCCUUAUCCCUGUCUACAGGUGUGGGUUAAUCUGACAGCCUCAGGACAGGAAGUCAUGCUCUACCAGACUGAAGAUACGCUGGAAAGAAAUCCUAAGUGCUCAUACGUCCCAGACAAGGUGGAGAACUCUAAAGAAGUUAAAGCACGAAUUGAAACAAUUGCAAGCAAUUUCAAAAAAUACCAGAUUUUCCCGUGUUACUAUGACCCAGGAGGAACACAGACCAACGUCAUUUUAAGCAGACUUUAUCCUUCAAAAGGCCUCCUCUUUGCUUUCCUCUGGCCCACACUCAUGUUUACUGGUGGAUGUCUGAUUAUUGUUCUGGUAAAAAUUAGUCAGUAUGUUUCUGUUCUUUCUGCUUGGCAGUAA
This is a messenger RNA of Cinclus cinclus, 603 nucleotides long. RefSeq names its product potassium calcium-activated channel subfamily M regulatory beta subunit 1 (gene KCNMB1). Gene Ontology annotation, molecular function: potassium channel regulator activity; calcium-activated potassium channel activity. The transcript has 3 exons. Lineage: Eukaryota; Metazoa; Chordata; Aves; Passeriformes; Cinclidae. The coding region runs from base 1 to 603 and encodes 200 amino acids. The record is from RefSeq and is a predicted model, not a curated record. Gene Ontology annotation, cellular component: membrane; voltage-gated potassium channel complex. Gene Ontology annotation, biological process: potassium ion transport; detection of calcium ion.